This is a messenger RNA of Spirodela intermedia, 4947 nucleotides long. The record is from the annotation of a GenBank genome assembly. NCBI's taxonomy places the organism in Eukaryota, Viridiplantae, Streptophyta, Magnoliopsida, Alismatales, Araceae.
AUGGCGUCUCCGAAGGUUCUGCCUCCUUCUACGAUCCAGAAACUGGCGACCUUCAAGGACAAGCCCUCUGGGAGCCCUCCGCCACCUUCGUUCGCCGCCACCCGCGGGUCAUCGCCGCUUGAUUCUUUCGUGGCGGAUCCCGUGUUCUCCGCAUUUUUGUCCCCGGAUUUCGACUCCUCCCGGUUCUGCUCCCAGGCCCUCACGUCCAACUCCGCCGCCGCCCGCGCGGAGCACCUCCAGGAUGGGAUUCGCCAGCUGGAGCAGCAGCUCCGAUCUGAGGUCCUCUCCCGCCACGACGAUCUCCUGUCUCAGCUGUCCUCCCUGCGGGACGCCGAGUCCGCCCUCUCCACGGUCCGCUCCGGGGUCUCCUCCCUCCAGUCCUCUCUCCGGCGGGUGCGGCUCGAGAUCAGCGAUCCCCGCCGCCAGCUGCAGUCGCACACUUUGCAGCUUUCGAACCUUCACCACACCGCCAACCUACUUCAGUCCACGUUCAAGCUGCUGCGGCAGUCAAGGAGACUCCGAGAUCUGAUGGCCACCGGGUUGGAGCAUCCGGAGAGGCUGGAUCUGGCCAAGGCGGCCGAGAUGCACCGCGAGAUUGAGCUCAUCCAUGAGGAAUGCGGGUUGAAAGGCAUCUCCGCUGUCGAUGAGGAGAUGAAAUGGUUGUCAGAGAUCGGGAUCAAGUUGAGAUCGGAGGCGAUGCGGGCAGUGGAGAGGGGGAUGGAGGAGUCAAACCCUAAUGACAUAUGGUGUGGACUUCAGGUGUUCUACAAUCUCGGGGAAUUGAGGUCAACCGUGGAUGCACUGGUUAACAAGUACAAGGGUCUGGGCAUCAAGAGCGUCAGUACAGCCUUAGACAUGAAGGCUAUCUCAGCUUCCACGGCAGGAGGUUCUGGUCCUGGUGGAGUCCAGCGGAGUGGAACGCCGCAGAUUGGAAGCGGGAAGAGGGCUGGAGAAGCACUGUGGGAGAGGAUGGGCAAGUCUAUGGAGGAGCUACACAAGGUGGUUACGGCUGUCUGGCAGCUGCAAACUGUGCUGUCAAGGAAGCGUGUUCCUUUCACCCAUGUCUCCUUCCUACACGAAGUUUGGGAGGUGAGAGCUCUGACUAUUAUAAGCAUUUUUGCCUUCUGCUGCAGAUAUGAAUUUCGAAGUCUAGUUGAUUGACCCUCCAUCUUAACUCUUUUCUUGUUGUUGGAAUCUCUGGAGUUAUUCUUUAUCAUUUACCUUCGUUGGUUUACUGUCUCUAGAACUUUUCGCAUCAUGGAAUAUUUAUUUUUACUAUUUAAAGAUCUUGAUUAUUCGUCUAUGGAAUCAGGCUAGCAUAUUGGUAUUUGAAAAAUUAUAUUUUUGUGUUACUGUUUAAAAUAUAUUAACUAUGAAAGAUAAAUUUGAUCAUAUAUCCUUCAGAAACUUCGUUUGGAAUUUUUUUCCUAGUGUUGGAAAAAUCAUACGAUGUUUUAGAGAAUUUUAUUUCAUCCUCUGCUUUCUUAUUGCGAUUCUUUGUCUGAAGUAUGGACAUAUUAUCCUAUUGUGCGGCCUUGGAAAGGGGUCGUGGAACCAUUCAAUUAAGUACGAUGUUUUAAAAUCUCAAAAUUUUUGAAGCUGAGAUUUCGUAAAGAGUUAACAUUGAAGUAUAUCAUUCAUCUAGUGUGUGUAGCAAUAGUCUUUGAGUUAGGAACCUGACUUAGGAACUUCAAGAAAGAUGCAAACAUUCUGAAGAAAUUUGAUGAUUUUCGUUGGAGUAUGCUCGAAAUGUGGAUUAAAGAAUUUUAUUUCGUCCUCUGCUUCCUUAUUGGUAUUCUUUGUCUUAUGGACAUAGUGUCCUUUUCUGCGGGCUUGGAAAAGGAGUCAUGGAACCAUUGAAUGAAAUCAAUGAACAGUACACUGGGGGAUGAAAACUGUGUACAAUGUCUUAAUCGGGCCUUUUUCUCUGUGUUAGGUAAGAGAACAACGUAUCCUAGGCAUAAAAAUGGACAGGAAAGAGUUAUUUGGAUGUAAGCGAAGUCUGAUGAAUGCAGAGAGCAACUCAAAUGUUGGAGGGCUCUCGAAAGUGAUAAGAUUUGCAUGGAUUUAUUUACGAUGCCUUGCUAGUCGUACAUACAUGACACCCUUAUAUUUGGCAAUUAGGUUGGAGGAAUGAAAGAUAGUUACAUGGCAUGUUAAUUCAGGAAUCCGGGAUUCAGUUUUAAAUGUCAAGCCACACGCCUGAUGGAAUGUUUUGUUUUUUUGUAGUUCUUAGGAAAUACUUUGCAUUCCAGCUUUCAAAAACUAUAUGCAAUACGACAGUAUCUUUUUACUGUCAUCAUAGUAUAAGUUCUUUCCUACAGAGAAGAUUAGUUUUCCGUUUUCCUCUGAGAACUUCUAGGUUACGCCAUUCAAGGGGACUUGAAUUCUCUGAACUUUAUCAAGUAUGUAUGGACGAACUGUGUCCAUCCAUCUGGCUACGUCUAGUUCAACAGGACUUUCAUACAUAGUUAAUUUGACGAUGCAUCAAAAUUGUAGCGAUUGUUAGAGAAAAUCGCCAAGAAAAAGGUCGAACAGGGCAAGAUAAUUUUGAGCUUAAACUCAAAAGGAAAAAAAACAAGCCAUGCUGGAAGUUUUUGGGCAGUGUCCUCGGAGGCUUGUGAUCUAUUGUUUACAAUGCUAUUCAAUGGUCCAGAGGAUUGGGCAUUAGAAAUAAUUAAAGGUUUGGGAUGCGGAAUUAUGGUGCUCAGAAUCAGACUCAGAGGCCAGAGCAGUUCCGGGCUCCAAACCAGAGCAACGAAGAGUAAUCGGGCCCAAUUCUCAAAUCAGCUGAUUUCUGGCUUAUCCAUCAAUAGUUGAGUAAUUUCAGGACAAUGCCCUAAUUGGAAUCGAAGUUGGCUGCUUCCAGCCAUCAAUGUUUUGCAAGGGAUUCAAGAAAGGAAGAACAUUUUUUUCCAAAUGGGUUUUCUGUUUUUCAUUUAUUUUCCCACUGGAUGAAUUCGGUGACCAGUUUCUGGUUGGUCUUGUGUUACAUAUCCUGUUUUCCUUAUGUUUAUGUGUUUUGAUCCUGUUGUUUUAAUACGCUGUAUCGUUUUUCAGUCUUUGAAAACUUUAUAUAAUUUUUAUUGUCUUAUAUAAGUAUUAUGAUCGAUAGAAGAAUGAUGACAUACGUUGAUAUUUCAUUCUUUAUGAAAAUUUUAUGUGGACAUCUGUUCUUGAUUCACCUCUUCUCUCUUCUUCGGGCCCAUCUGUAUUGCCACGUGUAUCUCUUCUUCUCUCUUCUUCUUAAGGCCACAUGCAUGGUCUAGAUCAUGCACAUUUAUCAAAACCUUUCUCGAAGUUUAUUUCUUCAUCGUUCUUCACCAUCCCAUAAUCUGUUCUUUAGAUUUAUUUUAUUUUAUUUUAUUUUCUAAAUGGGGGAAAAUCUCUCUCCAGGAGGGCAGUCCGCUGCUCACAGAUCGAGUAUGGGAAGCCGUCAUGAAGUCCUUUGCUAGGCAAAUGGAGUCCGCCUUCACCGCAUCCAGCUUCGUCAAGGAGGUGUUGACCAACGGGUACCCGAAGCUCUUCUCCAUGGUCGAGAACCUCCUCGAAAGAAUUCUGCGGGAUACGAAUGUCAAAGGUGUUCUUCCUGCUCUUAGCCCGGAGGGGAGAGAGCAGAUGGUCAACGCCAUUGGGGCAUUCCAGAUGGCUUUUCUGGGCAGCUGUUUGAGGCGGUUAUCGGCAUAUGUCAACAACAUAUUUCCCAUGAACAGCCGGGGAACCAUCCCCAGCAAGGACCAGAUCUCCAGAAUCGUAUCCCUCAUCCAGGAGGAGAUAGAGGCUGUCAGAUUCCAUGGCCCUUUGAUGCUUCUGGUUCUUCACGAGGUCAACAAGGUCUUGCUCCUUUUGGCUGAAAGGGUUGAAUAUCAGGUACAACAUUGCUUUUCUUUCCCUUUUUUUUCUAACGUAAAUAUAAUUUUCGCCGUUUUUUUUUUUCUAUGUUCUCUCUUUCUCCUUGAUUUUUAUUUAUUUAUUUAUUUGUUUAUUUAUGUACGUGGUUGAUCAUCUUCUGCAUGGUUGGUCGAAUUAAUCAGUCUCCAUUGUCGUCAGAUCUCCGCCGGAGCGGAAGCCCGGCAGGUGACCGGGCCGGCGACUGCUGCGCAGCUCAAGAACUUCGCCCUCUGCCACCACCUGCAGGAGGUCCACGCCGGCGUCUCCGCCGCCACCGCCGACCUGCCGGCUGCCGCUGCCGACGUGCUGUCCCCCUCCCUGGGCACCAUCUACGGCGUCGCCGGCGAGUCGGUGGCGCCGCUGUUCCAGGCCAUGCUCGACCGCCUCGAGUCCUCUAUCCUCAAAAUCCACGACCAGGACUUCGCCGGCGGCACGGCGGCGGAGGACGGCCCCUCAAGCUACAUCGAGGAGCUGCAGCGCAGCGCCGCCCACUUGCGAGCGGAGUUCCUCUCCCGCCUGCGCGGGGACUCGCUCUGCGCCGCGCUGGUGCGGCGCAUGGCCGUCCGCGUGCUCGUCUUCUUCGUCCGCCACGCCGCGCUGGUACGGCCGCUCUCGGAGGCCGGCAAGCUGCGGCUGGCGCGGGACAUGGCGGAGCUGGAGCUCGCCGUGGGGCAGAACCUCCUACCGGUGGAGCAGCUCGGCGCGCCGUACCGCGCGCUGCGCGCUCUGCGGCGGCUGAUCUUCCUCGACACGGCGCUCCUCGCGGGCUCGCCGCUGCUGCAGGAGCUUCCGGCGAGCGCCGUGCUGCACCACCUCUACUCGCGGGGCCCGCGCGGGCUUCAGUCGCCGGCGGAGAGGAGCGACCUCACGCCGCUGCAGUACUCGCUGUGGAUGGACUCCCACGGGGAGGAGCAGAUAUGGAAGGGCGUCAAGGCCACUGUCGACGGGUACCUCGCCGGCGCCGGAGAAGACCCCGUCUGCGCCCUCAUGCUACGUGUAGGGGCCGAAAUGGCGGCCCAUGAUGGGGCCCGCCCGCGGUCUAAUCUCGGCCGUUGA